AUGGAAAAGCCAACUUCGAUGAAGACCUUUCAUGGCAGCCUGGCUAUGAAAUCACGGACCAAUAGAGAUAUAGAUGCAUAUUUCUCUUCUUAUCUUACCAUAGAUGAUCCCAUCUUUGAGCUCAGUAUUUUCGAUGCCCACAAGAGCUUCUUCAACCAAGUGAACAACCAUCACAUUCAAAAAUUGACCAUUAGCAGCAACACAAGAUUUUCUCCUUUGGGUGAUGUUGUUGGUACAGACUACGCUGACCCCAGAAACUACACAGAUCGUUCAUUUGGUGGUGCUGUAACUGCAACAACAGCCUCUUCGGAAGCCAAUUGGAAUAAUAGCCACACUGGUUUGUUUCCUCUUCUUUCAGGAGCGAAACCAGUCUCUAUGAGCAAUCAAUCUCGCUCUACUGAGCUCAAAAAGAAAAUAAAAGCUUCAUUGUCGAAACCCAUACGGCUUUGCCGAAGGAAAUGUCCCUGCGCCGAUAAGAAAUCUGUUCAAGUUAAGGAGAUGAAACCAGCGACCAAAACCAAAGUACCAGCACUACCACCACCUCCUCCUCCAUUUCCAUCAAACAAUCCAAAUGGUAGAGGUUCUCUGAGUCACAAAAGGAAGGAUCUUGAAUCCAAUCCGAGGACCCCAAUAGAAAAGCCUGCCAUGUCGGAGACUGUAUCUAACAUGUCUGAGGCUCGUAGGACUCCAAUCUCACCCAACAACAUGGUCGACCAGGCACCUUCGAACCAGGAUGUACUGACCACCAAAUCUCAAAUGCUCCACACAGCUGAGAAUGAUGAUGAAGCUUCUACGAUUUUGCGGCCCCGGCAAGUCAUGGCCUGUGUUAAGCCUGUCACUGAUGGUUUCACCUUUCCCCUGCUAAACCCAAAAUCAGUAGAAGAAGAUCCACCUUGUAACUCUUUGGAAGUUUUUGGUCCCCCAUAUAUUGAACCCCGAAGUGUUUCACAGAGUCCCAAGUCAGGAAUCGUCGAUGACGACGCCGCAAGCGAUGCAAGUUCGGAUCUUUUCGAGAUUGUGAGCUUCCCCACUCAAGCCACAUCGACACAUUCAGGAACCAACUCCGAUGCGAAACCGUUAGAUACCAUUAUUAACAGUGGGUUUUUGUUUAAGAGUAAGGAAUCAACGACAAGAACCAUAACAGAGAAGCACGAGUCCAGGGAGGCUAGCAUCGAUUGGAGUAUGAGCUCUGGAGAAGGUUUUGAAUUUGACACAACUGGUGCUGUUAACUUGCCUGUUAAGGCAUCAGAAUUCGGCGACGCCGGCGAAGCUCAUGGGGAAACAGCGAAAACCCAUUACGUUGGCUCUCCGCUCGCAAUGUGUCAAACUGCUCCCAUUUCCCUUGCUUUUGCGACGUAG
Molecule: messenger RNA, 1359 nt
Organism: Neltuma alba
Lineage: Eukaryota; Viridiplantae; Streptophyta; Magnoliopsida; Fabales; Fabaceae
Product: protein PHYTOCHROME KINASE SUBSTRATE 4-like
Exons: 1
Coding region: 1-1359 (452 amino acids)
Biological process (GO): phototropism
Source: RefSeq, a predicted model, not a curated record